This is a messenger RNA of Peromyscus leucopus (white-footed mouse), 728 nucleotides long. RefSeq names its product polypyrimidine tract-binding protein 1-like. The record is from RefSeq and is a predicted model, not a curated record. Bases 72 to 524 code for a protein of 150 amino acids. Gene Ontology annotation, biological process: regulation of RNA splicing; regulation of cell differentiation. Gene Ontology annotation, cellular component: nucleus. Gene Ontology annotation, molecular function: mRNA binding. NCBI's taxonomy places the organism in Eukaryota, Metazoa, Chordata, Mammalia, Rodentia, Cricetidae. The transcript has a single exon.
CUUCGGCGUCUACGGGUGAUGUGCAUCGGGUGAAGAUUCUGUUCAACAAGAAGGAGAACGCACUGGUACAGAUGGCGGAUGGCAGCCAGGCCCAGCUGGCCAUGAGCCACCUGAAUGGGCACAAGCUGCAUGGGAAGGUGCGCAUCACUCUGUCAAAGCACCAGAGUGUGCAGCUGCCUCGCGAGGGCCAGGAGGACCAGGGCCUGACCAAGGACUACGGGAGCUCGCCGCUGCAUCGCUUCAAGAAGCCGGGCUCCAAGAACUUCCAGAACAUCUUCCCGCCCUCGGCCACUCUCCACCUUUCUAAUAUCCCGCCCUCGGUGUCAGAGGACGACCUCAAGAGCUUCUUCUCCAGCAAUGGUGGUGUGGUCAAAGGCUUCAAGUUCUUCCAGAAGGACCGCAAGAUGGCCCUGAUCCAGAUGGGCUCUGUGGAGGAGGCGGUGCAGGCGCUGAUUGAGCUGCACAACCAUGACCUGGGCGAGAACCACCACCUGCAUGUGUCCUUCUCAAAGUCUACUAUCUAGAUGCCCGAGGGCUGGCGACAGCUUCCACCAUUCCAGAAAAAAAGCCACUUUAAGAAGCAGCUGAAGUGACCUUACAGACCAGAGAUUUUAUUUUUUUAAAGAGAGAUCAGUUUACCUGUUUUUAAAAAAAUUAAAUCUAGUCCACCUUGGUGUGGCAGGAAAUGGCUUGGGCCACAGAGGCUCAGUCAGGCCCAGCACCAUGCC